Molecule: messenger RNA, 1113 nt
Organism: Topomyia yanbarensis
Lineage: Eukaryota; Metazoa; Arthropoda; Insecta; Diptera; Culicidae
Product: nuclear receptor-binding factor 2-like
Exons: 2
Coding region: 88-819 (243 amino acids)
Biological process (GO): autophagy
Source: RefSeq, a predicted model, not a curated record
AACAAAAUCACCAAACAGUAUCGUUUUGGAAAGCGAAGUCGACGUAUUUUUUGCCUCUAUUGCAUUCCCAGUCUAGAUUGUCGAUCUAUGGAAAACUCAUAUCUAAAUGUGGCUCACGUUUACGGUCGGAAAGCAGAACACUAUGCCAAACAUCGUCGCUAUGAUGAAGCAAUCGAGAGCCAUCGUCGGGCUGUAUCAAAUAUGGACGAAGCGUUGAAGAUAUCACCUCCGUCAGCAGUUAUCCUUGAAUCACUGCAGCUGCAGCGCAAGUAUCACCUGAAGCAGGCCGAAUUUCUUCGCCACAAGAAGCAACAACACGAGCGCUACAUGAAGGCCGUCGAGUAUCAGCGACGGAGAAAUCCGGAGUAUCUAGCCCAGCAGAUGGAGAAGUUAGAGAAGGCCAGCGAGCUCCAGGUUGCAAUCUAUCGCAACAUGGACGAAACAGAUUCAUUGCUGGAGACACUGGCUAAACCUCGAAGUGGCGGUGGCCCGGAAAUUGCUGCGGGAAGUGAGAAAAAGACACUCGCCGUUGAAGAGCUUAUUUCUUUGAACCACUCACUGCACCUACUGAUUCACCGGAUGGUUCAAAACUUGGACGAGGCCAGUACGGAAAAUGAAGCUCUAAAGGAAAGGAUUAGUAUGUACGAAAAGGAAAGUCAUCCUGCUUCGAUGGGCGCUGGAAAGCGAGCUAUCGAUAGGGGCCGAGAUCCGUUGCUGGAAACCGGACGAGAUGCGCUGGAGGCGAUGGAUUAUCACUCGGAAGAGCUACCAGCGCUCGAGUUGCCCACGUUCGAUCUGUCGGGGUUUGAAAAUCAUUAAUAUGUAUUACUAAGCUCAUCAACUCUGAUGAAAUAUUUCAUACACUAAGUGAAAUGUGUGCUUGAGCGUGGUGAACGAUGACGCUUCGUUAUUGAGUGGGGUAAUGAUUUUUUUCCUCAGAGUUGGUAUAACCAUUUCCAAUUUCUUUAGGUAGUGCCACGAUUCCGGUACAAUAGACAGAUUUUUAAAAUAUUUUAUGCAAUAGUUUAGUUUUAUUUGAAUGUAGUUAUAUAUUAGUAUUAUAUCAGAGCAAUCGAUUUUAUGUGACCCGCGAAAUAAAUUCCACAUAUACAA